Messenger RNA from Thelazia callipaeda (thelaziosis nematode), 576 nucleotides. Lineage: Eukaryota; Metazoa; Nematoda; Chromadorea; Rhabditida; Thelaziidae. The record is from the annotation of a GenBank genome assembly.
AUGAUACUACGAGGGUUGAACGAUUUAUCUCAGUUGACGACAUCGACAGAAACACCAAGCUCAGAUCCAUCAGUAGUGCUAGCUUUGACCGUAACUUUAGUGAUACUUGUCGUCUUUCUCAUUAUAUCAAUUUUUCUAUUACUGUACUGUGUGCUAAAACGACAAGAAAGAAAAUCCGAACGAAAACGACUAAGUGAAUAUAAAAGGCAUAAAUUUCAAGCAAAGGCAACUAUGUCAAAAGAGAAACGUAAAGCAAAAGUUAGCCAAACAGCAGCUAAUACCGACACGGCUGCGAAAUCAAAAGAAAGUACGCAAUCGCGGAAUCCAUCACCAUCACAAACGAUACCUUCAUUGAAACCUGCACCUGAAGACAGGCAACCAUCCAUAUCUGAAACUGCGCACAGCACACUUUUCUUCAUUUAUUUUCAGGUAGAAGCACCACACUUAUUUGUCAAUAAAAUUUACGUGAGUCGCUGGCGUAAUGCUUGGAAACAAGUGGAACAUGAGCCGUCAGACUUUUCAUAUGCAUUGGAAUCAGAAAGCGUUGAAGACGAUAUCUGCCUUCGACCAAUAUAA